GCUUGGAUCCUCUUCAUCGUGAUGGAAUUGAACCUCUCUCCCUGAACAACCGUGCCGAGGCUACUGGGAAGAGAACUGUACACUAGGUCUAGUGUACCCAUCAAACGAACCUGUGAUCCGUUAUUUGAUCCAGUUGAUUGUUAAGAUCCCGACCCUCAACAAAGAAAAGAAAAGCCGCCGAGGUCCAGAACGACGCGCACCUUCUGUUUCCCACUCAUGCGCGUUUGUUUGGCUUCAGACGUGACGCAUAUUUUUCCUUGGACUGAGACCAGACGGACGCACGCAUACACACACGCACGCACGUGCCUUGCGCAGAAAGACGAAACCAGAAAGAAAAAAGAUCAGGUUUCGAAAUUAAAAAAGAAAGCCACAUCAGGCCAAAAGGGAUGGCAUCAACUCCCGCUCCCGGAUCGCUCGGACGUCACCCCGGCGAUCCGGAAAACGAUAGCGAGGGUAACUACCUAUCGGGCACGACGAGCGCGACCGAGACGGCACCACUUCUGCAGAACCGCCGGGACGGUACUGACUAUGACGGCCACCGCGGGACGAGCUCGCUCGGCAGCACGCUGACUAACGGAUCGACGACGCCGACGACUCAGACGACGCUGCAGCCCAGCGCCGGGGACGGCGCCGACGAGGAGGAUGCCGGCGAUGGGGAUGCGGACGAUGAUGAGCCGGCAGCGACCCUCUCCUCAGGCCGGGCCUUUGCGUUGAUCAUGAGCAUGUGGGUCCUCAUCUUCCUCCAGGCCAGCAACACUUCGGGCAUGACCAUGGCCCAGUCGGACGUAGCCGCCGACCUGGACGCGUACGAGUCCGCCAUGUGGUUCACGUCGUCCUACCUCAUGGCCAUGUCGUCCCUGGCCCCCUUGGUCGGCAAGCUGGCUGUCGUCUUCUCCACGGCCACCAUGGUUGUCGUCUCGUCCUGCGCCUUUUCCCUAGGUGCCAUCAUGUGCUCCCAGGCCACGACGUUUGCGGUCUUUAUCGCCGGCAGGGUCCUGUCGGGGGCUGGCGGCGCCGGGGUCAUGACCCUCUCAUUGAUAUUGGUUAUUCAGUACACCAGCAAGAAGCGCAGGGGAUUGUUUAUUGGCCUUGUUAAUGCUGGUUUUACCGUUGGCUUGUCGAGUGGUGCGAUUGUCUUUGGUGCACUUAUACCAGUGGUCGGUUGGAGAGCUCUCUUCUACCUCCAAGUUCCCCUAGGACUCUUGGGUGGUUUGGGUGUCUGGUUGAGCCUGCCACGGACCGCCAGUCAUGACGUGACAAAACCAGCUGGUCAGCAAAAGACCAUCUGGCAGAAGCUGGCUGACAUCGACUACCUGGGCGCCGCCACAAUGAUCAUCACCCUGGUACUCUUUCUCUACGGCCUAUCCGCCCCAACCGUGCAGUGGACGCCCAUCGCCCUCUCGGCCGUCUCCCUGGGACUCUUCCUCUACGUCGAGCACCACGUGGCGUCGGACCCCGUUAUCACGCUGGAAGUCCUGCGCAGCCGCGGCAUCCUGCUGUCCUGCCUCGCUCAGCUCGGCUUCAUGGCAGCCCGCUGGACCGUGCUAUUCUACGCCCCAAUCUUCGUCCUCGCCGUCCGCGGCCUCUCCCCCGCCGUCGCCGGCGCCACCCUCGUCCCGACCAACAUCGGCUUCGGCUCGGGCGGCCUGUUGGUGGGCUGGCUGCACAUCCGCCGCGGCGGCUCAUUUUGGCUGCCGUGCCUCAUCGCCCUGUCGCUGUUCGGUUCCGCCCUGCUAUGCAUUAGCUUCACCAGCAACGCCACGGCUCCGGCCUGGCUGUACGUGCUCGCCAUAUUCGCAAACGGCCUCUGCACCGGAGCAGGCCUCAACUACACCCUCGCUCACACCCUGCACCACGCCCGCCCCGGCGAGACCCAGUACGUCGCCGCCAGCCUGCUCGCCACAUUUCGCGGCUUCGCCGGCAGCUUCGGCACCGCCAUCGGCGGCGGCAUCUUUGGCCGCACCCUCAAGGCCCAGCUCGCCGAGGGCUUUCGCCGGCUGGACGGCAGCGGCGACGUGCUGAGACCCGGGAGGGAGAAGCUCAUCAACAAGCUUAUCGGCAGCCCCGCGCUCGUCUUUGGCGGCGACCUGUCGCCCCUGGAAAGAGUCAUCGCUAUUCAGGGGUACGAGGUCUCCCUGCGGGUCUUGUAUCAGCUCGCGGCCGCCCUCACCGUCUUGGUGGUCUUGGUUCAGGCGGGCACCGGGUGGACGGCGCCGGCGAGUAGGUUGGAGGAGGAGGAGACGAGGGAGAGGUUCAGAGAGGCGGAUGCUAACAUGGAAGCCUGAUGUUGAAUCAUAACCAAUAGGUUUUACAUCUGGUUUUUUUGUUUAGACGUAAGCUUUUGCUUGCCUAGAGGAGCAGUUUUAGACUACACGGAACACCCAGCGCAUGCGCAUAUAACCCGUUACAGAACCCCGG
Molecule: messenger RNA, 2418 nt
Organism: Pyricularia grisea
Lineage: Eukaryota; Fungi; Ascomycota; Sordariomycetes; Magnaporthales; Pyriculariaceae
Exons: 2
Coding region: 387-2285 (632 amino acids)
Biological process (GO): basic amino acid transport; transmembrane transport
Cellular component (GO): fungal-type vacuole membrane
Molecular function (GO): basic amino acid transmembrane transporter activity
Source: RefSeq, a predicted model, not a curated record